Geodia barretti is the source of this 1627-nucleotide messenger RNA. NCBI's taxonomy places the organism in Eukaryota, Metazoa, Porifera, Demospongiae, Tetractinellida, Geodiidae. The record is from the annotation of a GenBank genome assembly.
CAAUCACAUGCUGUGAAAGACAUAAACAUGCAGUACUCAAUGCAAUGGAAAUCUUAGGGGUAAUGAUGUCAUUUUCAAUGAUCAAGGUACCAGAAUUAUCAACCGAUUGAAAGUUUCUCAGUACCAGAAAAAUGCUAAUGGCACGCUACACCGUGUACAUGUUGGAGAGGUGACCGUUACAAAAUUGAAUGUGACCUUCCACCCACUUCUGACAUCAUUUCAUUUUCCUGAGGGUAUACCUAAUGAUGGGAUACCAAUUGAGGAUGUGGUGACAGUCUCAGUGGCUCUGACAGUGGUCUAUGUCAUUCUGGCCACUGCUGGACUAGUGUUUACUGUGACUUGCAUUUUGUUCAACAUUAUAUUCAGAGAGAAAAGGUUAAUUCGACUCUCCAGUCCUAACCUCAACUACCUGAUUGGACUGGGAGCUAUAGUUCUCUACCUCAAUGUCAUCACUCUCGUCAUUCCAACCACAAACACACACUUUGCUGCUGUACUCUGCAAUAUCAAUCCCUGGCUUAUAUCUCUCGGUUACUCUUUCUGCUAUGGAACUAUCAUUAUCAAAAUGAUCAGAGUCUGGAUCAUUUUCAACAAUCCCCUGCAACUGAAAACAUCAUUCUUCAGGGACUAUCUGAUGGCACUGUUUGUCCUGUCUCUGGCUGUCAUUGAUGUAGUCAUUCUCCUAACAUACACUGCGACUGAGGCUGUGAGAGACAACCUUGGAGUGAAACUCACAGCAAACCGAGAACUUCCCAAUGAGACCUUUGGUGCAACAGCUGAGCAACACAAGUAUUUUUUCUACAUCUGUAAAUCUGGAGGGCAAGUCGUCCUCUAUACGAUUCUGUUUGGAUACAAGGGCAUUCUGCAAGUCCUGGCUCUGCUCCUGGCUUUCCGUACUCGCAACGUGAAGGUGAAGGGUCUGGAUGACUCUGUGUACAUUGCUGCCUCUGUGUACGUCACAAGUAUUGUGUUGACUGUCAUCAUUAUCUCCACCUACACUCUGAGGGACUAUGUGAAUGCCUACCCAGCUGUGGUGGGAAUGGGGUUGCUGCUGGGAACCACCAUGAUCCUCGGACUUGUCUUCAUACCCAGAAUGGUGGGGCUGUACAAAGACCCCAAAGGAGAAACAAUCACUACCUUUGGAACAUCUGGUCCAAGAGAAGAGGCGGUUGAGAGCUCAGGCGACAAAAAGGACAAGGAGCUUCAGAUUCUUCGUCGCAGGGUUUCUGAACUUGAAACUAGUCUCAAACAGCAGCAUGCCUCUGCUCCAGUUGGAAAAGAGUCUUCAAUAUUUGAAGAAAUCAAAACUAAUGGAAAUAAUACUACCACCUGACAAUAACAAUGUUUUGUUUAAAACCCCAAUGAUAGUUUAGUUUCCAUGAAUAGAAUUCCACAGUUUUUAUAGUUUUACAAUGGUGUGAAUGUAUAAAUAUGUCACAAAAAGAAUGAUGAUGAAUUAAUGUCUCUCUAGCUCUUUAGCUGCUAUCUGACACAGUAACAGUUCAUCUGAACUGGCACUGAACUGCACACUUCCCCAGAAUUACCGUAUAAGUCUCUCUGAGUGCUGCCACACUUGGAAUUUGUCACUUAAUGAAGAAAAAUGCUCCUUUUCCGGGUGGAAAUAAGCAGA